Molecule: messenger RNA, 3918 nt
Organism: Culex quinquefasciatus (southern house mosquito)
Lineage: Eukaryota; Metazoa; Arthropoda; Insecta; Diptera; Culicidae
Gene: nvy
Product: protein CBFA2T2
Exons: 11
Coding region: 642-2624 (660 amino acids)
Biological process (GO): DNA-templated transcription; negative regulation of DNA-templated transcription
Cellular component (GO): nucleus
Molecular function (GO): transcription corepressor activity
Source: RefSeq, a predicted model, not a curated record
GUUCGUCGUCCGUGCCGGUUGGUUCAGCAGCUUUGGUUCCACGCGAACCUCCUGGAAGAUCUUUCCUACCAGUGUGGUGUCAGGUGUUGGUGAAGAUAGUUUCGAAGAAGUGCAUUGAGUGUCACCGAAGAGCAUCUCAUCGCAAAUUGUGAUGAGAUAAAGAAGAGUGCUUUUUGUUGAGAAGAGUUGUGUGUGUUUUAAGGGGCAGUUCGCGCGACAGCUGAUACGCGGAAGAAGCGCUGGAAGAGUUAGUUCCGGAGUGGGCAGCAGCUGUGUUGAAGGAAACUAUUGGCAACAUGCUGUAACGCGUUUUUGAAGAGUUGUGGAGUGGUGAAGUGAGACACGCUGUGCGAUUUAAUUCAAAAGUUUGGCGCGCGAGGCGCAGAGGUUAUGGGAACCUAUUAAAAAGUCGUUAAAAACAAAACCACGAGUUGACAGAUUCCGCUGCAGAUUGUGUAGUCCGUUGCGCGGUGUUACCCCUCCCGAGAAAGGUCAUCCAGAUCAGACAUAGCUGCGGUCGACGACGGUCUUCAACGGCAGACCAGACUGGAUAUAAAUACACCGAGGUUCGAGAUAGCCAAGGUACGUCGCGUCACCCUAAAACUGAAGCAUCUCUACAACUAGUUAAGGACCGAAAGCCGAUGGCGUUGGACGCAAAAGCAAUCAAGGAGGAAAUACCUGAUAAAGACACAUAUGAGACUAGUGCGCGCAAGGUGAAAGGUAAGGAGCAGUGCCGAACGCCAGAUUCGCCGGAAGGUGCCCGCGUGGUGGCGCCACGGUCCCCCAUAUCGCCCCACAUCCCACCGCCACAUCACAGCGGCCUGGUUCCGCAGCAGCCACCACCGCCACGGUGUCCCACCGGUGGCCAACCCACGACCACGGGAACACCGGGAAUCACCGGCAAUGGGCGUCACGGGAGUUCGUCUCCCCCGGGGCACGAGGCGCGACUCCUGAACGGAAGUGGCGGCAGCACCGGAGGAGGUGGCGGGGGUGGCGGAGGCAGUGGGGGAAGUCUCGGUUCGAUUACGCCCCCGCCGGUCAUCACGUCGGCGGCGGCCGCCGCUGCAGCCGUUGCCCAGCAGGACACGGCCAAGCUGCUCAAGAUACGGCGCUUUCUGGGGGCGCUGGUGCAGUUCGGGCAGGACACCAACGUCGAUAUCGGGGAUCGGGUGCGGUCGCUGGUGCUGUCGUUGGCGAGCGGCGGUCUCACCGUGGAGGAGUUCCAGGUCGCUGUCCAGGAGGCCACCAACUUCCCGCUGCGCUCCAACGUGGUCCCCUUUCUCAAGUCGCACGUUCCGGUGCUGCAGCGUGAAAUCAACCUCCUGUCCCGGGCCAGCAAGCAGUCUCCCUCACAGUACGCCCGCUCAAACGAAACCAGCGUCAUGGAGUACGUCCAGAACCUGGCCGACACCGCCGACAUCUUCCUGUCCUCGCACGAGGGCUUCAGCUCAUCAACACCCAUCCCGGCCCCGGCCGUCAACGGUCUCAGCCUCAAGCGGAGGGCCUCCGACAAUUUGUACGACACACAUCCAGCGGGACCGCCCGAGUGGGGUGACUACGUUCUUCCGCCGAGCAAACGUCCCCACCCGUCGCUGCUGUUGGCCGCCGCCUCGUCAACCCCGCAGCUCUACCCGGGCCAUCCGGCCCUGUUUGAGUACCAGAACGGUGGACUCCACCCACAUUCCGACGGACUGUUAUCCCUCUUCCCUUUGCAGCAUUCCAUUCACCGGGACGAGCGUGACCUGCGGGCACCCUCGAGCGAAUCGGGCCACCGACCACCGAGAAUCCCUCCGGGCGGGGGAAGUGGCGGCAGUGUCGUACCGGGGAUGGGCGCCACUUCCGGGGCUGGCGGAGCAGGUUCCACCACUGGUGGUGGCACGAGUGGUGGCGGCGAGGAAGAGUGGAAGAACAUUCACACCAUGCUGACGUGCAUUUCGGCGAUGGUCGAAAAGACCAAGCGAGCGAUCUCGAUCCUGCAGCAGCGGGGCAUCGACACGCACGCGGCCGCCAGCCGGGAGCUGCACCAGCAGCAGCAGGACAGCUCGAUCGCGGACAUUAAGCGCCAGACGGAGGAGAAGAUUGCCGAGUUUCGGCGGAACGCCGAGGAGUCGGUGAAUCAGGUCAAACGGCAAGCGGUGAUCGAGAUCCAGCGGGCGGUGGCCGCCGCCGAGGCGCGAACCAUCGAAAUGUUUUCCCAGGAGCGGCUCAAGAUGGAGAAGAUGUUUGCGGAGAUUCACCGGGGUGCGACCGAUCCGGACGGCGUGCUGGAUGGGCCGACGGGUGGAAGUACGGGGGGAGGAGGCGGAGGAGGAGUGGUCACGGGCAGUCAGAACGCUUGCUGGAACUGUGGCCGGAAGGCGAAUGAAACCUGCUCCGGAUGCAACUUGGCGCGGUACUGUGGGUCCUUUUGUCAGCACAAGGACUGGGAUCAGCACCAUCAGGUCUGCGGAACAUCCCGCGCGGAGAACGCCUUCCAGAAGCACGCGGCCAGCGCCCGAGCAGCGCUCGUUUCGUCCCGUUCCACCACCCCGCAGCUGUCGCAGUCGCAGGUCGGCAACGGCAACGGCACUGGCCCUGGCGGGGCCACCGGUACGAACGGAACUGCGGUCGGCGGCCCAAAAUGACGGACUAAACCGAUGAAACCUAAGAAGAAGUAUCUAUGCUAGUCAAAUUAAUCAUACCACACACACACAGGCAAACACACAAUACGCGAAGGAACCGCCGCGACGGAGUACGGGAAGUGAGGUUAUAAAAACAUCCUACUAAUUUUAGUUUAACUACAUUCGUAAGGACUUUUUAGGGGCCUGCAGGAGGCGGUGCUAAGUUGAUCGUUUCUCGUAGCAGCUAAAGUCACCGGAUUAGUACCGGGAUUGGCUUCGGGUCCUGAUUUAAAUCUGUUGGUGUAGAAAUAGGAGCAAGUGCAAUAACGGUUUUCUUUUUCAAAGCUAAUCUCAACAAACAAUUGAUCAAAGACUAGUUGAGCGAGUCAGCUGGCAGAAAGAGAGCUAAUUUAAGCUGAUAAAUACGUAGAUGUGAAGUUUAAGCAAACAUACGACACUAAUUCUAAUAGCAUUGUUAGUCACUUCAAGUUUUUUCCCCCUCCGGAGCACAAAAUCUUCAAUCCAUCGUUGUACUUCUCCUUACUUUAAUGCCAGUCACAACACAUGCAGAAAUAACCAAUAGCCAAGAAUUACUCAGCCAGUCAGUAGCGGAUUUAGUUUUACCAGACACGUACAGCAUCAACCAAGAAUAGAACUAGAAACUAAACUCUUACGAGAGAGGCUCAAAACUCCAAAGAGUCUAUCAAUGAUGAUUACCAACCUAACCGAAUUUUGUACACUCACACACACUCACCCACAGACACACACAUGACCUACUUUUUAGCCCUAGUUGAUAUACGGCAAGUUGUUGAUUAAUUUAUUGAGAAACCUUCUCUUUGUUUUAGUUGUAGAAAUAAUCUGUAAAAAACGAAAACUCUCUCUUCUUGAUGACAAACGCAGUCUGUCGCAUUUCUCAAAAAGUGAUUAGAUCACGCCAAUUUCUCCCCCCAACAAUCCCAAAACACAAAAGUAUUCGAAAAUCUUAGCGCAUUAGAAAAGGAAAAAAAAACCGCACUUAAAUUCAAUGCACCACACAACCGUUGGAAGGUAUUUUGUAAAUAAAUUUCUUCACUCUAAGCGAGGCCACAAUAGAAACUUUCUUCCCCCGCCCCCUCCGCAGUUAGAUUGUGCUGCACACCUUUUCCAUCGGAAGAAAAUAGAAAUAAAACCAUUCACAUUCACAGUAACAUACACACGACGACGACGCGCUAGCAUACAAUUUGAUCCUAAACUGAUUGAAAAAAACCGGCGGAGAAAAUGUGUUCGUCAAUGCGCGGAAACAUGGAAAAAUAAAAGUCUCAUUUGUUUGUAAAAUGAA